AUGGAAAAAGAUUUCAAACCAAGUAGCGACUUGGCAAUGAUUGAAACUGAUAGAAAAUAUAUAGAGUUUUUUCCGCAAAAAGAUUUUGAUACGUCAUUGCGUGAUCUAUUGGCAGAAAUUGAAAGCAUGAAUGAAAUAGAAAAUCAAACAACGAAUACCCCGGCGUCUUCAACUGAAAUAAAUAUCAAUUCGCUCAAUACAACAAAUGAGAACACGCUCGAUAUGAGUGAUCGUAUUAAUAAAAUAAUUUCCGAUUAUAAAAACUCAAUCCAGAAGAACCAUCUUCAAUUGGGACAUCUCACAAAGAAUGAAUUAUCUAAACUGAUGGAACGACUUUGCCAAGAGAUUUCUCCUGAUACUUUAGAACUAUUUCGAAACGAACAUUUCAAUGAUGAUAACAAUAAUGCUGAUAAUACUGCUCAACAGUUAGAAAAAUUCUACGAAUCGAUUCGGAAAUAUCCUACAAAACAAGAUCUGAAAUAA
Messenger RNA from Rotaria socialis, 483 nucleotides. NCBI's taxonomy places the organism in Eukaryota, Metazoa, Rotifera, Eurotatoria, Philodinida, Philodinidae. The record is from the annotation of a GenBank genome assembly.